This is a messenger RNA of Trematosphaeria pertusa, 1148 nucleotides long. RefSeq lists its product as uncharacterized. Gene Ontology annotation, cellular component: nucleus. The transcript has a single exon. Lineage: Eukaryota; Fungi; Ascomycota; Dothideomycetes; Pleosporales; Trematosphaeriaceae. The record is from RefSeq and is a predicted model, not a curated record. Bases 66 to 1076 code for a protein of 336 amino acids.
CAUCAUCACCGUGACUCGAGAUCUACAACCCCCAACCAACCCCUGGCGCCUGAUUACAGGACAUCAUGACAUCGAAAGACGCGCACCUAUACGGCCAGCGCCCUGCUUCCCGCUCCAAAGCAAAAGAAAUCUCGUCCUCGAGCACCCUCGCCUUCUCCUCCACGCUCUCUGGCCUCAUCAAAGCCUCCGCGUCCGACUCAAAUAAGCCUGCCGCGGGCCGCGCUCGAUCGACCAAGGAAGAUAUCUUCAAGACACAUAACAAAAAUGUGCAGAAGCGCGCGUUAAAGGAUCUAGAGGAUUCGGAUUUCACGCAGAAACACCGAGGGCGAACCGCCGACGAGAAAGCCGAAGAUGAGGCAAACUGGAAGCGCGCGAAGCGGCGCAUGGAGGAAAAGGCACGGCUAUACAAUGCGCUCAAGCGCGGCGAUGUCGAGGACUUAGACGACAAGUAUGGUGUCGAUUUCGACCGCAAGUGGGCCGAGAAGCGCGAGAAAGGGGACCCAGAGUCUGAUGGGUCGUCCUCAGAGUCAGACGAAUCAGAAGAGGAGCUGAUAGAGUACGUCGACGAGUUUGGCAGGACGAGAAAAGGCACGCGAGCGCAGGUCGCGCGAGAAGAGCGCAAAAAGCGGACACUCGCCGCCGACGAACCGGACCGCUUCACCGCGCGCCCCAGCAUGCCCGAUCAAGUCAUCUACGGCGACACGGUCCAAACCAACGCCUUCAACCCCGACGAAACCAUCGCACAACAAAUGGCCGACCUCGCGGCGAAGCGCGACAAGGAACUUACGCCACCGCCAGAUGAACAUUUCGAUGGGCGCGCAGAGGUACGACAACGAGGCACGGGCUUCAUGCACUUCUCCAAGGAUGAGGAGGAGCGGAAGCAGCAGAUGGCAAAUCUCGAGAAGGAGAGACAGGAGACGGAGAAGGCGAGGGUGGCUCGGAAAGAGCAGAUCGAGGCGAGGAAGAAGAUGAUUGCGGAGAAGAAGAAGGCGAUUCAGGAGAAGAGGAGUAAGGGGCAGGCGGAGAGGUUUUUGAAUGAUCUUGGUGCAGAGCUAUUUGGCGGGAAGGAGUCAUAGAGGAAGUAGGUUUACGACUAGAUUCAGCAGGUAGAUGAUACCCGGCAGUCUUAAUUGAGAUACUGCUACCCC